AUUUUGUUUUAUUUUUCAAACUCACUAUUCACCGAAAAAGAAAGAAAAAAGGAUCAGCAAUUAGGGUUUCCAAUUGGAACUCUGAAGCAGCAAUAGCAUAGCAUACCAUUAGAAUGGGGCGCAAAGAGAAGCUCAAAGCGAAGGCAUUAGAACACGCCGAAGAAGACAAUGUUGACGGCGCUUUAACGCCGUCACUCGUCUUCAGCAGCGACGACGACGAGGCAAACCAAGAUCUCAGCCUUAAGAUCGUCGAAAAGGCCCUGCGAAUGCGUGCGACCAAACUCGCCACAAACGACGUCGUUUUGAACGGUGCUGGUGGUGUCGUUUCGUCUUUGCACAAACCCGAACUCGUAGUGCCGCAAAACGACGGCGUCUGCGAUGGGCCGAGCGGAAUCGCUGCUUCUGAAGUGAGGGAAGAGAAGAAAACGAAGUUGAAGGUUAUUAUGGCUGAAGAACAAGAGGCGGAAGAGGCAAUUGAAACCACGGAGAAUCAUGAGCCUGCGGAAGGAAUUGCAGCGGCGGCGGCUCAGAUGGGCGACAAUAUGGUUCUGCGAAAGCUUCUUCGCGGUCCUAGGUAUUUUGAUCCUCCGAAUAGUAGUUGGGGAGCGUGUUUCAAUUGUGGCGAGGAAGGUCACACUGCUGUGAACUGUACAGCAGCAAAAAGGAAGAAACCGUGCUAUGUAUGUGGGGGUUUGGGACACAAUGCAAAACAAUGCAGUAAGGCACAGGACUGCUUUAUCUGCAAGAAGGGUGGACACCGUGCUAAAGACUGUCCAGAGAAGCAUGCAAGUGCUUCGAAAGGUGUGAAGAUUUGCUUAAAAUGUGGAGAUUCUGGGCAUGAUAUGUUUUCAUGCUGGAAUGAUUAUGCACUGGAUGAUCUGAAGGAAGUCCAAUGUUAUGUCUGCAAGAGGCUUGGCCAUUUAUGCUGUGUCAACACUGAUGAUGCAACACCAGGAGAAUUUUCUUGUUACAAAUGCGGUCGGUUGGGUCAUACGGGUUUGGCAUGUUCAAGGUUGCGAGUUGAGACCUCAAGUGGAGCCACACCUAGUUCUUGCUUCAAGUGUGGUGAAGAAGGGCAUUUUGCCCGGGAAUGCACAAGUUCUAUCAAGGGAGGGAGGAGGUAUCGUGAUUCAUCAAACAUUAAAGAUAAAAGAUCCCUAAACGAAAAUGCCAUGGGAUAUAGGUCUGCACCUCAUGAUAUUGGUAAAAGUCGAAAGAAGAAGCGGCCUGCUAUAGAAGAAAGAGGCCUUUCAACUCCUAUGAAAUCAAAGAGUAGAGGUGGGUGGACAAUGGAACAUCCUGCAGAAGAAAGAGGCUUUACGACUCCUAAGAAAUCAAAGAGUAGAGGUGGCUGGACAAUGGAUCAUCCUGCAGAAGAAAGAGACUUUUCAACUCCUAAGAAAUCAAAGAGUAGAGGUGGCUGGACAACGGAUCAUCCAACGGAAGAAAAAGGCUAUACAACCCCCAAGAAAUCAAAGAGCAGAGGUGGCUGGACGGCAGAGCAUCCUGGAGAAUUCUCUUCUUCCAUGUCCACUAGGAGCAAUUGGAGGUCUUCAGGGACACCAUCUUCUAGAAGCAAUAAAAUUCAUUCAUUUGGAAAUGGAAGUCAUGCUCCGAAUUUUAAAUAUGCCAAGGCAUGGAAUGGUCAUGCUGGAACCUCUAGGUCCCAAGGAUCAGCUAAGGGAAAUCAUAGAUUUUCAGCAUCAAGGUUUGGCAACUCUAGUGAUGGGCAUGUGAGAAAUUACAACUGGUAGUAGUGCAUUUUGGAUUAUGUUCCUUAUAUUACAUGUGUAACCUUGUAAAACUACACAACACAUGCAAUUUUUUUAGAUUAAUAUUUAAUUUUACUUUCAC
This is a messenger RNA of Abrus precatorius (Indian licorice), 1854 nucleotides long. RefSeq names its product zinc finger CCHC domain-containing protein 7-like. Gene Ontology annotation, molecular function: nucleic acid binding; zinc ion binding. Bases 114 to 1754 code for a protein of 546 amino acids. Lineage: Eukaryota; Viridiplantae; Streptophyta; Magnoliopsida; Fabales; Fabaceae. The transcript is spliced from 7 exons. The record is from RefSeq and is a predicted model, not a curated record.